Molecule: messenger RNA, 387 nt
Organism: Prunus armeniaca (apricot)
Lineage: Eukaryota; Viridiplantae; Streptophyta; Magnoliopsida; Rosales; Rosaceae
Source: the annotation of a GenBank genome assembly
AUGACGGUCUGGCGGACAACCAAUCCUGAUGCUAGAGAUUUUCCUGUUGACAUGGGUUUCACUAACUUGUGUAUAGCGAAAACCAGUAACUCGGAACAGAAGAUUGCAACAACAAAAAUAAAUAGGGACGGGUACGAAAUAAGGUACAAGAAAAGAGGAAAUAUUUCUUCAAAAGAAGAGUGGUCGAAUCUAACAAUGAGAAUCAGAUUCUGCCAAGCGAAGAAAAAUGUGAACUUGCUUUGGAAGGAGGGCCGUUUUAUUACAAUGUUUAAGCCCAUUUUACAAAACCCAACCCCGCCUCAGUGCCACCUUAAGCAUCGACGUCUCAACGGCAAAACGCCAGCCCAGACCAGCCCAGGCGGGCUAGGCGGGCUAGGCGGGCGCUAG